Messenger RNA from Amoebophrya sp. A120, 4560 nucleotides. Lineage: Eukaryota; Dinophyceae; Syndiniales; Amoebophryaceae. The record is from the annotation of a GenBank genome assembly.
CAAAAUUGGGCUUCGUGUUCGUUUUUGGUCAGGCCUGAAUAGGUCAGUUUCGCAUGUUGUAAUGAUCACGACGCUGUAUCAAAUAUCAAAUCGGGACUCAAGCGGUACUAUCACUUCAACUUCAAGAGCGCAAUGCAAGGUGGGUUUUAUCAGAAAAUCAAGAGAGAAGUCUUCACAAAGUGAAUUCGUGGCCAACGUACGUUGAGAGUUUGAGUUUCCAUUUUUUCACGCGUAGGUAUUCAAGUUGCACCAGACCUUUAAUUAUAUCUGAAUUUGCCGACGUGACUUUUCUUUUUCUCCUAGUCCCUCUAGUAGUACGACUACGUGUAUAAUAGCGACAUACUCUUCUUGCUGUUCUUGAGCGUUUUUUCAUCUCGAGAACUAUGAUAUUCAAAGUCCAUGUAAAAGUCGAUAAGUGUGUACGAACAAACUGAACACAAAAUCAUUUCAGACCCAUCCAUUGAAAAUGACUCGCACAUCACCCCACCUUUUGUCCUUGGUGUGCCUCAGUCUUGCCCUUUUCGUGUCUUCCGUUGCAAGCCUAAACGACCCCGAGCCUCGUCCUGGCGCCCGGUACGAUCUUGUCAUCGGUGCCUCGGGGCCGCAGCUGCGAGUGACGGUUCUGACGGGGUCGUUGUUGCGUGUGCAGUACUCCGCGCAGAACCCCUACGAGCUCCACGAUUUUCCCACGACCGCAGUUGUGAACCGCAAGUUUCCGCUCGUGAAAGAUGUGCAGGCCUCCAGCUCGGAUCAAGUAUUUCACCUGGAAACCGACCAGUUCGUUUUCGAGUACGACACGUCCAAGCCGCACUGGCCGGACGGGUUUCGGAAGUUGGCAUUAAAGAGUACAUCUCUCCGGAAUUUGGACGAGAAAGGACCGAAACUUGUGAAAGAGAUCCGCAGAGAAAUAGAUACAAGCAAACCAGAUGACAUCAGUCGUGCCCCAGGAGCUGCGCAACUUUCCUCCCCCGACUUCGAGUAUGGCUACUGGCACCCGAGCGCCCCGUAUGCCGGAAAUCUUUUGGGAACGAUCCGGACAUUGGACGGCUUCGACGCGGAAGCAGGAAACCGCUUGUCCCUCAACUGCACACAAAAUUCCGUUGAGCAGAACCAGGAAUCCCACUGUCGGUUCGGCGUCCUGUCCAGAUCCGGCAUCGCGUUACUCGACGACAGCGACAUGCCAGUGUACCCCAAGUACACGCUGCAGCCGGAGAAGAAUCCUUGCCAGGACGUCCGAGCAGGGACCUGCAAGGACUUGUACUUUUUCGCGCACGGUAAAAAUUUUACAGCCGCGCUGAAGGAUUUCCGCGGCCUGUCCGGGCCGGCGCCGGCACCGCCACGGUGGGCAUUUGGCAUUUGGUUCACGCGCUGGUACGACUUUGACGAUCAGGGAACGCGGGACCUGGUGCAGCGACACGAGAUUUCCAAAGUUCCUCUCGACGUUAUCAAAGUGAAAAAAGCCUCCACCCCAUAUCGGAAACGGAAGAUGCGCGAAUUUGUGAUGCUGUAUUUGAGUACACAAAUCGACUUGUAUUGCUAGAAGGCCAAGAGACGAAGCUGCGGCCUAUAUUGCAGUCUGUCUGUCAUGCUGUUUCCCACUUCCAGUUGCCCCCUGUCAUCCUGGAGCUGCAAGGCUUUCCCACGCUAGGCAGCACUACAGUCCGCAUCUUGUGCCUUCUAGCAUCACAAAGCUGAUUUGUGCCCACAAAUCUGCAUCACAGAUUUUCGUUUUGAUAUGGGGAGGGGGCAUUUUUCAUUGUAGUAGACGUGUGGGUCUAUGACAUGAACUGGCACGUGUACGGGCAGUGGGGGAGCUACUUAUCAAAUGCAAAAAUGUCUGGGUCUGGAAGGAUCCGAACUUGUGAUGCGCAUUUUCGAACACAGAAAAAUCUCUCAUGCAUAGGUAGCAAAAGCUGCCCCCUUUCUGUCACCAAAAUGGGGGAUUUCUCAUGCGGGUUCGGCAUUGCGGAAGCUUCUCGAAACCUGUGAUGCUAGAGCUUCCAUGCCAGACCUUCUGUGUCAUGCAAAAACAGCAUGAAUCUUCCAGACCCAGACAUUUUUACGUUUGGUACUACUCCUGGAACCGAAACAUUCUGCCGGAACCCGAGAAGCUGGUCGGCGGUUGGAUGCAGGGGGAAAAGGGCUUGAAGGUGGGUCUGAACCUCCACGAUGGAGGGCAGAGCUUCCAGGAUCUUGGUGGCGUCUGCAGUGACGAAGACCACUUCGCCGCAUUCUGCACGGAGGUCCCCGACCAGUGCGCAGCGACGCCAAACCAAGUGCCCUUUCAGCCGGCGAACGCAACCUACCUGCAAGCAGUGGAGAAGACGCUGAUCGCGCCGCUGGGAAACGAUGUGGCUUGGAUCGAUUACCAGCAGGGCGAGACGAAGGCGGUGCAGCCCGUCCCAAAUUUGAACCCGACCGUGAUGCUAAACCGGGUGCGGAGCGAGUUCAAGUACGGGACCAAGAACAAGCGCAUCAUCCUGAGUCGCUUCCCUGGCAUUGGCGGCCACCGGUACCCAGUCGGGUUUUCGGGCGACCAAACGCACACCUGGGCGAAUUUGAUGUACCUGACGUACUUUACGAGCACGGCGGCGAACGUCGGGUUCGGGUACUGGAGCCACGACAUUUAUGGGGGCACUCGCGAGGGGUCCUCGCCGCCACCGUCCAAAGACUGGGAGCUGAACACGCGUUGGAUCCAGUACGGAGCUUUGUCCCCGAUCUUCCGCAUGCACGACAAGGGCGAGGCGGCGGGCCCUUGCGUCGACACGGACACGUGCAGCAAGGUGGAGAUCUGGGACCACCCGAAACCGUACUACGAGGCGGAGGCCGAGGUGAUGCGGUUUCGCGGGGCGUUGGUGCCGUACUUGUAUACGAAGGCAGUAGAGGCGGAGACUUCCGGGGUUCCGAUAGUGACCCCUCUGUAUUACCAGAGUGCGAACGAUCCCAAGGCGUACGAGUUUGCGAAGCCGGGCGGGGGCUACUACUUGGGUGCGGAUUUACUUGCCUACCCGGUCCUGGAGAAAGCAGACUCGAAAACUUUGAUGACAAAGAAAACCAUCUGGUUGCCGCCCGCGACAGAAGAUAAGAAUAUGCCUGGAAUAUUAAAUCGUCCAGCACUUCCAUCCUGGUUCGACCGGAUGAACGGAAAACUUGAAAAAGGGGGCCAGACGCUGACGCGGCAAUUCACUCUCGCAGAAUAUGGGUUGUUCCAAUCGGUCGACGCUGUGAUUCCGCUGUUCAAUCGCGGCGAAAAGCAGACCGUCGGCGGUGCCUCGGCGGAGCGCAUGGACGACGUGACGUGGCAAGUGGUCGUACCUCCCAGCACAGUCUCCACUGUUGAGCGAGCGAAUACGACUGCCCAGCCACGUACGUACACGGGGUAUUUCGUUGAGGAAGCAGCGGCAACUUCAACGGAGAAGGAGCAUAGGACUCGAGUCAGUUUCUCAGUUACUUGGUCGCCCGAUAGCAAGCAAGCGACGGUGCAUGUGUCGGAGCAGUCCCUGGAAAAGAACGGAGACGAAGAUGCAACAGCCGCUUCCGUCCUUGACGAUGAUGAAAGUACCGAGGGAAUAAAGCAUUUGCAGUUUUUCGCUGCUGCAGCGACCGGAGUGCGGGGUAUCUUGGCCAAGCUUCUGGGUCAACAUUCUCCAUCUGCACGCCACGCGCAGGGGGAGAUUGAUUCAGCGGCAUCUGGUGCAGCACCUGACCAGAAGUUGCCUUCCAUGCCUGCACGACGUUUGGGAGCACCACGGCGCCAUCGCAUUGAACUCCUCAAUUUUGGCGGAGAAGUGAUGGCUUCGAUGCCCCUGGCGCCCGAUGACAAAACCAAAAACUGCAGCCCCGCAUGCGAAACAAAGUCGGCCGCUUCGACCUGGAACCAGAGGACAGCCUCGACCACCAUCGAUCUUAGGGCUGUUAUGGAGCAAGUUGUCGGAAAGACAAAAGCGGACAUCUCGGACUUUUCCGUCACACUACACUUGGACAAGGGCGCCAUACUGGACGGUUUGCGGGGGGCGAGCUGGAAAGCAAGGAAGGCCAAGGAGCUGCUCGACGACGGGAAUGUCAACUAUGCACUGGAUAAUCGAGGGCGUUUAGCCGACGCUUGCACCACCAGUGCCAGGAUGGGUUACAACAAGGGCAGCGAAAGUCCGGCGGCGCUCAUGGCAGGGUUCUGGCCUGCGCUACGAGAAGGGCGCGCCCAAAUCGCAGAUCCGAAGCUAUCAAUAGCCAACUUGCGAAGGAAUCAGGCGCUAGCCUUGAUAGACGAGGCGUUGCGGCUUGACCCCGGUGCAGUGCUUUUGUCCGAUGAAGACAAAAGUACUACCCCCACGACAGAGCAGCAGCUCUACGCGUGAAGAUCACAUCCUUCCCGCUCUGUGCCGCUUCCAGUAUACGCAUCCGCCAGCAUGAUCAUGAGGACAUGAAUAUAGAACGAACACAUAUUUUGCUUUCACCAGCCGGCACGCAAGUCGCACAGAGGCUGAUGAGUAUGAAGAUUUGCAUUUGAAAAAGAUGGAGAAAGACCAGCUGGACAAAGAGAAGGAGAAACACACAACGAAU